Debaryomyces hansenii CBS767 is the source of this 2259-nucleotide messenger RNA. Its product is annotated as putative tRNA 4-demethylwyosine synthase. Gene Ontology annotation, biological process: wybutosine biosynthetic process. Gene Ontology annotation, molecular function: FMN binding; 4 iron, 4 sulfur cluster binding; catalytic activity. The coding region runs from base 1 to 2259 and encodes 752 amino acids. The transcript has a single exon. The record is from RefSeq and is a predicted model, not a curated record. Lineage: Eukaryota; Fungi; Ascomycota; Pichiomycetes; Serinales; Debaryomycetaceae.
AUGUCAUUAGGAAAUACUGUCCUUGCACUCUGUUGCAUGCUAUACCUCCUUUCUGGGGGAAGAUGGUCUAUAGUGAUAGCUGCUGGUACUUUAUCUUUGAUGUAUUCUAAGAACAAACAGUCUUCUCAAGUCAUUUCGAAAAGCAUUUCUGAAGACAAAGCAGUUGAUAAAGAAAGUAGUAAGCCUUCUCCGAUAUAUGCAGUUGACUUCACUUCGACUUCAUUUACUCCUGAAAGUACUACAAAUAUUCCUGAAAAUAAGUCCCGAAGCGUCAAGCCUAUUUCGUCAAUAAGAUCUAGAGGUAGAAGAUCACCCAAGAUUAUUAAAGCCAAUAAGCCGAUAACCAACAACAGCGAACCAGCUUUGACUAGAUCUACAGUAAAUUUACUUGACUCACAGAUAUAUAUCUUUUAUACCACCUUGACGGGAUCGUCUCAAAGAGUUGCCAAAGCUUUGUAUGAGAAACUUGAAAAUUUACCAAAUUUGAUUAAUAAGCCCAAAUUAUUAAGUCUUGAUGAUGAUGUUGACGAUCUUGAAGAGUAUUUCUUAAAGACACCUGAAUCAGAGAAGAAUAAGAGUAUAUAUCUUUUAGUUUUACCUUCGUAUGAAACAGAUUCACCUAUUGACUAUUUCUUGGAGCACUUGAAAGAAACCUACCAAGAUUUCAGAGUGGAUAAAUAUCCUAUGAGAUCACUUUUGGGAUUUGCCGUUUUAGGAUUGGGGGAUUCGGAAUCAUGGGCAGGUGAUAAAUUCUGUUACCAAGCAAAAUUAGCCGACAGAUGGAUGGGUAAAUUAGGUGGAAGAAGAUUGUAUCCUGUUGGGGAGGUUUGUAUGAAAUAUGACGGUGAACCUAAGACGAACACUUGGAUUCAAAAUUUUGCAUCUUUGUUAGCAGAUGAUGAACCAUUUUAUCUUGAUGCUAAUGAUGAAAUUGACGAUAGUGAUUAUGAAAAUGAUGAUGAUGACGAAGACUCAAACACUUUAGUUGAUGUGGAAGAUAUGGGUGAUAUUAUUAAAAAACAAGGCACAAAGGGCUUAUCCAGUCAAACAGAAGUAAAACAAAUGGUCGCCAAGGAUUCCCCAACUUACAAAUCUUUGACGAAACAGGGUUAUACUAUUGUUGGAUCACACUCAGGAGUAAAAAUAUGUAGAUGGACUAAGAGUGCCUUGAGAGGAAGAGGUUCUUGCUACAAAUUUGCAUUUUAUGGUAUCAAAUCACAUUUGUGUAUGGAAACUACACCAUCUUUGGCUUGUUCGAAUAAGUGUGUAUUUUGCUGGCGUCAUGGUACUAAUCCGGUAGCAAAGCUGAACUGGCGUUGGGAAUUAGACCCUCCAGAAAAAGUCAUGGAAGGAGCAUUACAAGGUCAUUACCAAAAAAUUAAACAAAUGAGAGGUGUUCCAGGAAUUCAAAUGGAUAGGUUUGAUGAGGCUUUUAAAGUUAAACAUUGUGCAUUAUCAUUAGUCGGAGAACCUAUUUUCUACCCUUAUAUUAAUGAAUUUGUUGGCAUGUUACACGAACAACAAAUUUCAUCAUUUUUAGUCUGCAAUGCUCAACAUCCAGACCAACUUGCAAAAUUGAAUAGAGUUACCCAAUUAUAUGUUAGUAUUGAUGCACCUACAAAGACAGACUUAAAGAAGGUCGAUCGUCCGUUGAACAGCGAUUUCUGGGAUAGGUUGAUGUCAUGCUUAGACAUUUUGCGUACCACUCAAUCUCAUCAACGUACCGUCUUCAGAUUGACUUUAGUUAAAGGUUUCAAUAUGAAUGAUAUCUCGAGUUAUGCUGAUAUGGUUAUAAGGGCCCAGCCUUCUCAAAUUGAAAUUAAGGGUGCUACUUUCUGUGGAUCUUCAAAUAGUAAUGGUAACCCAUUAACUAUGCAAAACAUUCCAUUCUACGAAGAAUGCAAGCAAUUUGUUAUCAGUUUAUCAGAAGACUUAAAAUCAAGAGGAUAUGAUUAUGAAAUAGCUGCAGAGCAUGCACAUUCAUGCUGUAUCUUAAUGGCCCACAAAAGGUUCUACCGUAACGGAAAAUGGCACACUCAUAUUGACUACCCUAGGUUUUUUGAAUUAUUAGAAAGCGGGGAGGAAUUCAAUGAUGUUGAUUACAUCAAGGAGACCCCUGAAUGGGCAGUAUGGGGUUCUGAAGAAGCUGGGUUUAAUCCAGUCGACACGAAGUUUGACAGAAAAGCGGAAAAGAUGAAAAAUAGGUUGGAAAGAGAAGAAAAAGCUAAGAGGGUGCUUGAACAACAAAAAGUUCAUUAA